Messenger RNA from Pecten maximus, 1741 nucleotides. Its product is annotated as cytochrome P450 1A1-like. NCBI's taxonomy places the organism in Eukaryota, Metazoa, Mollusca, Bivalvia, Pectinida, Pectinidae. Gene Ontology annotation, molecular function: iron ion binding; monooxygenase activity; heme binding. The record is from RefSeq and is a predicted model, not a curated record. The coding region runs from base 1 to 1545 and encodes 514 amino acids. The transcript has 10 exons.
AUGGAUUUCCUGAGAUCCAUUCUACCAGCUGGAUUGAGUGACAUGGAGAAUUAUAUCACCAAAAGCGUCACUCGUACUUCUCUCCUUGGCGUCUGCCUUGUUGUACUUCUAGCUCGUUGGAUCUUAACCAAACGCCAGCUCCCACCAGGUCCAUGGGCUCUCCCGAUAAUCGGCCACUAUAAACUUUUGCUUGACCCGAAAAUACACGAGGCUUGUGCACGACUCUCCGAUAGGUACGGACCAGUAGUCACUGUACAAUUUGGUCCUACAAAAACCGUUAUCCUUAACACCAUUGAGACUGUGAUGGAGGCUUUGGUUAAAAGGCGUGCAGACUUCGCCGGGAGACCUCCAGUUCCCUCAGGAAUGCAACUGUCUGAAGGCGGUAAGGACAUACUGAUGGCACAGUAUACUCCAACUCUAAAACUCCAUCGUAAAAUAGCCGGGUCUGCCCUCAGAAACUACCUUAAGGGACCUCGACUCCAGGCGGCAGUACAGGACUCUAUGGGACAAUUUCUAAAGUUGGUCGAGGAAACAAACGGGAAACCAUUCGUUCCGCAUGCGUUUGUAGACCUUGUGCUGUUUAACAUGCUGUGCGGUGUUUGCUAUCAAAAAAUAUACAAAUUUGAUGACCCGAAGUUCAAGCAUUACGCAGACAUAGACAACCAGUACACUGCAGAAUUUGGAAUGGGACUAAUGGAAGACCUGUACCCCAUUUUGGCGAAAGUUUGGCCUACUCAACGAUACAAGAAAGUUGUGUGGUUAUUUGGACAGCUUCUUCAGUUUGUAAACGAAGAACUAGAAGCACACAAACGGGACUUCGAUGAAGGUAAUAUCCGGGACUUUACUGAUUGUCUUAUACUGGCGAGGAAAGAGGCCGAGAAGGAAGACGAUCCCGAAGUCUUGAGUCAGCUUACAAAUGUUCACAUCAGACAGACAAUUUCUGAUAUAUUCUUGGGGGGGCUUGAUACCUCCAGAUUCACAAUUCAGUGGGUAAUCCUAUACAUGGCCGAUAACCAGCACGUGCAGAGGAAAGUACAGGAGGAACUAGACAGAGUAGUUGGACGGGACCGCCUUCCUGAGGUAGACGAUCGGCCAUACCUUCCCUACACCGAGGCAACGCUUUACGAAGUGAUGAGGAUUGCAUCCGUAGUACCGCUGGGAAUGCCACAUACGGCCAUGGUAGACUCCAGUGUUGGUGGAUACACCAUACCAGAAGGUACUAUGAUUUUUAUAAACCACUGGGCAUUACAUAAUGACCCUCGUCACUGGAAAGAGCCAUCGAAGUUUGACCCCGAGCGGUUUUUGAAUUCUGACGGCACGUUGGCGAGGAAACCAGAGAGCUGGCUUCCGUUUUCCGCCGGAAGGAGAGCUUGUAUCGGAGAGUCUGUCGCUGUACCUGAACUCCUGCUCAUAUUUUCGAUUUUAAUGCACCAGCUUAGCAUUAAACUGCCACCAGGUGUCGUCGCGGACUACUCGCCAGAAUCUUCCGGCGUUAUCGGUUACACAGCCAAUAGAUACAAAAUUGUGGCCGAAAAGAGGUUCUAAAUAGGAUGGAUUCAGCAUUCCCGGAAUAGCUUAAUACAUAAUACAUGAAUAUACUUCGGAAGAAUAUCUUUAAUUUGUAGUUAUGCAUAUAUCGGAUAUGUAAAUAUAUAUAUAUAUAUAUAUUACACAGAAUAAAGUAUAAUAGUAUUAUAGAUGUGCUUAGAUACCAAAUUGUAGAGCACUUUGUCAACUUUGA